This is a messenger RNA of Polypterus senegalus (gray bichir), 3597 nucleotides long. RefSeq names its product interferon induced with helicase C domain 1 (gene ifih1). NCBI's taxonomy places the organism in Eukaryota, Metazoa, Chordata, Cladistia, Polypteriformes, Polypteridae. Bases 161 to 3175 code for a protein of 1004 amino acids. The transcript has 16 exons. Gene Ontology annotation, biological process: response to virus; positive regulation of interferon-beta production; innate immune response. The record is from RefSeq and is a predicted model, not a curated record. Gene Ontology annotation, molecular function: zinc ion binding; DNA binding; ATP binding. Gene Ontology annotation, cellular component: cytoplasm.
CGAAAGCGCCUGUCUUCGCUUGAAACUCCCAACCCCCUCGGACUUGUAAAGAGCUGCGGCAGACCCGUCCGCCGUCAGAGCUCUGUUUGCUCUGCAGUUGGACCUUGCGUAGGUACUUUACUGAUCAUCUUGGUUGAGGACUUUAACUGGUGUCUUGACCAUGGAAUCCGAAGACGAGCGCUUCCUUGCCCUCAUACUAGGCUGCUUUAGAGAGAGGAUCAAGCAGCUAAUCAAUCCCGUGGCCGUGCUGGAUCACAUAGAUUUCAUCGGAGCUGAGGAGAGGGAGGCAGUGAAACAACUUUCCGCCAAUGAAGGCCGCAUAUGUGCGACAGAGAAGCUGCUGACAGUCAUAGGGGCGAUGCCCACUCCGCGUCCCUUAGGCUGGCGCCAGCAGUUCUGCACAGCUCUGGAACAAGCGGGUAAUAAGCAGGCGGCUGUCUACUUGGACCCUUCGGCUGAGCUCCCGAGUCCAUCCAUGGAAGCUAAAAACGAUUACUGUGCCAAGCUCAUCGGUAUUCUUGCCCCGACAUUACUAGAGAUGAAUGCUAAAAUGGUAACCCUCCAAUGUUACGAACUGAAAAUUAUAACUGAGGAAGACAAACAAAAUAUUGAAACAGAAAUUAAUAAUAAAGGAAACAGCAGUGGAGCACGGUUACUCUUGGAGAGAAUUGUAGUGAAUUCACCUUCAUGGUUCUCUGAUUUCAUAAGGGCCCUGAGAAAUGCUGGACAGGAUUUCCUUCUCAAAGACCUUUUUGAAACUGGGCCAGAAAAGGAAGAAGAUGAAAAGGAAUUCAGUGUUCCUGAACACACCUCUGACAGCCAGGCUUCAGCUGUUGACCCAGAUGACAAAGCAGAUGACAAGUCCAUUGACAGCUCAGACAGUUUGGUGGAUUCAGGCGAUGUGACUGCAGAUGAUUCUCUGAAUCCAGCAGAAUCUGACUUGUACCUGGCGAAAUCUCAAGAUGGCAAAUGUAUUGCAGAAAAUGGAAGCCUGGACGUUUCAUCUGAUGAGAAGUCCAAAUCAGACACUGAAGAGGAAAGUGAGACCAACAGCAGCAAUCAGACGGGUGAAAUAAUCCUCAGAGACUAUCAGAAAGAAGUGGCAGAUCCUGCGUUACAGGGGAAAAACAUCAUCAUCUGCCUGCCAACAGGAAGUGGAAAAACUAGAGUGGCUGUUUUUAUUGCUAAGGAUCAUCUUGACAAACGGAAAAAUACAGAGACCCCUGGAAAAGUCAUUGUCUUAGUUAAUAAGGUGCCACUAGUAGAGCAGCAUCAUAAAAAAGAAUUUGGGAAAUUUCUGAAACACUACAAAGUCAUAAAAGUCAGUGGGGAUUCCCAGCUUAAAAUUUCAUUUACAGAUGCAGUGAGAGAAUCUGAUGUUAUCAUUUGCACAGCUCAAAUUCUAGAAAAUUCUCUUUCAAGGGCUAAAGAAGAAGGAUAUAAUGGUGUACGUCUAUCAGACUUGUCCCUCAUUAUCAUAGAUGAAUGCCAUCACACAAAUAAAGAUUCUGUUUAUAACAAUAUCAUGACCCGGUAUAUUAAACAAAAAAUAAAGAACAAUAGCCUGAGGAAAAAAGGUGAAAAAGAGGUUCCCCUGCCUCAAAUACUGGGCCUGACAGCAUCUCCAGGUGUGGGUGGAGCAAAAAACCAGCAGAAGGCUGAAGAGCACAUCUUAAAGAUCUGUGCAAACCUGGAUGCUUCCAGAAUUAUGACUGUUCGAACGAAUGUCAGUGAACUACAAUGUAAAGUCAAAGAACCCUACAAGAAGUUUGCAAUUGCUGAAGAGCGCAGAUCGGAUCCAUUUGGAGAUGUAAUUAAAAGAAUUAUGCAGGACAUUCAUAACUACUGUAAUAUGUGUCCUUCAUCUGAUCCUGGAACACAGAAUUAUGAACAAUGGGUUGUUCAGAUUGAGAAAAAAGCUGCUAAAGAAGAAAAUCAAAAGGAGCGUGUUUGUGCUGAGCAUCUCCGCAAAUACAAUGAGACUCUCCAACUAAACGACACCAUCCGAAUGUCUGAUGCCCUUAAACAUCUGAAAAAAUUCUAUGAAGAGGAAAAGAUGAGAAAAUUUAAUCUUGAACAAGAUGAGUCGCUUGAAAUUACAGAAACGGACAAAUAUCUGUUUAAACUCUUCCAAGAAAACAAGAACGAACUGGAAAGUUUGGCUAAAAAUCCUGAAAAUGAAAAUGGGAAGUUAGCAAAACUGAGGACAACUAUUCUUCAACAGUAUGCUAAGAUGAGUAAAACAAAAGGAAUCAUUUUUACUCAGACUCGUGUGAGUGCUAUUGCCCUUCAUCAGUGGAUUGAAGAUAACAAGAAGUUCACUGAACUUGGUGUCAAAUCCAAAUAUAUUAUUGGAGCAGGCCACAGCAAUUUAGUUAAGCCAAUGACUCCAGCAGAACAAAGAUCAGUUAUUGAGAAGUUUCGCUGUGGUGUAGUCAAUUUACUUGUGUCAACAACAGUAACGGAAGAAGGCAUAGAUAUUGAGGAAUGUAACAUUGUGAUACGUUAUGGACUUGUCACAAAUGAAGUUGCAAUGGUACAGGCAAGAGGGAGAGCCAGAGCAGAAGAAAGCAGUUAUGCUUUAGUGGCACAGGAAGGAUCUGGAGUUGUUGAACGAGAAAGCGUUAAUGUUUACCGGGAGAAAAUGAUGAUCAGUGCCAUAGAAAAUGUGCAGAAGCUUUCAGAAGCAGAAUAUUUAAAGAAGAUUCAGGUCUUACAAAUUCAGACAAUAAAAGAAAAGACCUUGAGGAAGAAGAAAAAGAUGAUGAAGGUGGUGCGAGACAAUCCUUCGCAAGUGACGUUUUUAUGCAGAAACUGCAGUGUGUUUGUUUGUACAGGAGACAGCAUUCAGGUCAUUGAAAGAAUGCAUCACGUUAACGUCAGAGAAGAAUUUAAGAAGCUCUUUAUAGUUAGAGAAAACAAAUCUCUGCAGGACAGAUGCUUGGACUAUCAGGUCAAUGGGGAAAUCGCUUGCAAAAAAUGCUCUCAGACGUGGGGUCACAUAAUGAUACAUCAAGUAAUCGAAUGCCCCUCUUUAGCAGUCAAGAACUUUGUACUGGAUUACGGAAAGGAAAAGAAAACUGUAAACAAGUGGUCAGAGGUGGGAAUCAGGUUCCAAGAAUUUGACAUUGCAGAUCACGAUUUUUCGAUUCCUGACGAAUCUGAUUCUGAUUAGAUGAUGAUUGUCUCUUGCGGCACAAGGUACUCUACUGACAAUAUAGCAACUCUGUACACGUUCUAAGAUGAGGAUUUAAAUUACUUGAAAAAAUCAAAGGAGGAACUGUAUUUUCACUUUAUUUGGGCAACAUGUUGUAUCGAGAACAUUGCCAGUUCAAUUAUCACAAUACGUAACUGAUAUGCAUUAAAAUCGAUAUUAUUAUUUUAACAAAAAAUAUUGAAAUUUUUAGUUACAUGCUCAAAAUUAUAUCUGCACUUCCCCAUCAUUAUUUUGUUUGUAUGAAUGUUCAACUGUAAAAUGACCGAGUUCUUCUACUUUACUCCACUAAUUGGAAUAUAUCUUUGUAAAAGUAAAUUAUAUCUUAUAAACAUUAAGAUAUGGAAGGCUUUUGUUUUAUAAAUAAAGAUAGUAGAAAAAUA